Messenger RNA from Carcharodon carcharias (great white shark), 1656 nucleotides. RefSeq names its product transmembrane protease serine 9-like. Bases 1 to 1620 code for a protein of 539 amino acids. The record is from RefSeq and is a predicted model, not a curated record. Gene Ontology annotation, biological process: proteolysis. Gene Ontology annotation, molecular function: serine-type endopeptidase activity. Lineage: Eukaryota; Metazoa; Chordata; Chondrichthyes; Lamniformes; Lamnidae. The transcript has 10 exons.
AUGAUGACUAUCACGCUCUGUAUUCUUCUUUACUCAGCUGCUGCUUCUGCGAAUCUGAAGAUCAUUAAUGGCCAGAAUUGUUCUCCUCACUCUCAGCCCUGGCAGGUUUUGCUGACCUUUAAUGGGUAUCGCUGGUGUGGGGGCUCCCUGAUAAACGACCAGUGGAUAGUGUCAGCUGCUCAUUGUUACCACCCGUCCAGCAUCCUCGUGGCUCAUCUGGGUGAGCACAACCUCUCUCACUCUGAGGGGACGGAGCAGCGAAUCCAAGUGGUCAAGGCCAUCGUGCACCCCAGUUACAACUACAGGAACUUCAACAACGACAUCUUGCUGCUCAAACUGGACUGGCCGGCCACAUUCGACCAGUACGUCAGGCCCAUCCCUCUGCCCAGCCAGUGUGCCACAGCCGGGACUCAAUGCAGCACCUCUGGCUGGGGAAGACUCAUGAUUAACGGAGGUAAGGAGGGCCGGGUCCUACAGUGCCUGAAUCAGCCCAUCCUGCCUGAUGCUGAUUGCGCCAAAGCUUAUCCUCUCUACUUCACGGACAACAUGUUCUGCUCAGGAUACUGGGAGGGAGGUCAGGGCACAUGCCAGGGAGACUCAGGGGGACCUGUGGUCUGUAAUGGGGAGCUACAAGGCAUUACUUCCUGGGGUUACCACUGUGCUAUGAAGGAUCAUCCCGGCGUCUUUGUGAAAGUUUGUAAUUACUACAAUUGGAUCCAAACGAUGCAUCGCAGAGUCCAAAACCCGGACUCCAGCUCAUUAGUCUCUGAGCUGGAGAUCCUCAAGCUGCGGACACCCACGAUGCAUCGCAGAGUCCAGAGCCCGGAUUCCAGCUCAUUAGUCUCUGAGCUGGAGUUCCUCGAGCUGCGGACACACACGAUGAUGACUAUCACUCUGUGUAUUCUUCUUUACUCAGCUGCUGCUCCUGCGAAUCUGAAGAUCAUUAAUGGCCAGAAUUGUUCUCCUCACUCUCAGCCCUGGCAGGUUUUGCUGACCUUUAAUGGGUAUCGCUGGUGUGGGGGCUCCCUGAUAAACGACCAGUGGAUAGUGUCAGCUGCUCAUUGUUACCACCCGUCCAGCAUCCUCGUGGCUCAUCUGGGCGAGCACAACCUCUCUCACUCCGAGGGGACGGAGCAGCGAAUCCAAGUGGUUAAGGCCAUCGUGCACCCCAAUUACAACUACAGGAACUUCAACAACGACAUCUUGCUGCUCAAACUGGCGUGGCCGGCCACAUUCGACCAGUACGUCGGCCCCAUCCCUCUGCCCAGCCAGUGUGCCACAGCCGGGACUCAAUGCAGCACCUCUGGCUGGGGGAGACUCAUGAUUAACGGAGGUGAAUUACCCGAAGUCCUACAGUGCCUGAAUCAGCCCAUCCUGCCUGAUGCUGAUUGCGCCAAAGCUUAUCCACUCUACUUCACGGACAACAUGUUCUGCUCAGGAUACUGGGAGGGAGGUCAGGGCACAUGCCAGGGAGACUCAGGGGGACCUGUGGUCUGUAAUGGGGAGCUACAAGGCAUUACUUCCUGGGGUUACCACUGUGCUAUGAAGGAUCAUCCCGGCGUCUUUGUGAAAGUUUGUAACUACAACAAUUGGAUCCAAGCGGUCAUGGAUGAAAACUGAGUGGAGAAUCCUAACCCUGAAACUACCUGCAAUGAG